Messenger RNA from Anthostomella pinea, 1695 nucleotides. The record is from the annotation of a GenBank genome assembly. NCBI's taxonomy places the organism in Eukaryota, Fungi, Ascomycota, Sordariomycetes, Xylariales, Xylariaceae.
AUGGCUUCACCGGCUACGCCCACAAGCCUGCAAGUCAAGGAGGGCGUCGACCGCGUCAAAGUCCUCCUAAGGGCCAAGGACGAUACAUCGCGGUUCUGUGGUCUGACCUGGACCCGGGGGCUUCUGAACAACAGCGAAAUCCGUGAGAAUCAUGACCUCGUCUACGAGCUGUGGACCUGCAUCUCGCCCAGGUUCCUCGACCGCUUGAUACGGACCGGUUCUCAAGCUCCCUCCCCAGACACCCAUGAACGCCAUGAUCAGUACCUGAAUCUGGCCGUCGACAUCAUCCACGCCUUUGCAGCACUGGUGCCGAGCUAUUCGACCUACGAUUCUUUUCAUGGUCGGAUUCCCAAUCUCGUCAGGUCCGUGCGGCACAGCUCUGAUGAGACAAUCGACAACGUCCUGGGACUGUUAGAAACCCUCGUUCAGCAACCCAAGCAUUGUGCAGAUACGGUCGGUGGUGCCACGAUUCUAGCCGAUAUGCCUGUUGAGGACUGGGAGAUUCUAAUCAACGUCGACCCGCGACAUGUACAAGUAUUCAACAUAUUCUACUGGGCCUGGACGGUCGGCAGUGAUCCGUCACGGGGACCUUCCGCCUUGAAGAGUGGAAAGAUCAGCCAGGGUCUCCGUCUGUUUGCUUCCUCUUUUGUAAACACACCAGCGACUGGUCCUCUCCUGAACUUCGUGGCUUCUAUCGUCGAAGAUCUCUAUAUCGCUGCCAGACCGUCGGUGAACGAUGCAGACUCGUGGCUGAUACACAUCGGAUGGAUGGUGCAGAGGUUGUCUACGGGUAAACAGUCCGAAGAGGGACGUAGCGCAUAUAUCAACUGCGCUGCUGCUCUCCUGAGAGUAUUCCCAGAAAAGUCUGCUGAUGUCCUGUUCGGCGACGACCAAGACUCUUCAAAGCCUUUUGCGUACAUCUUCGUCAGCAUGGUACAGGUGGAUUUCCACUCCGCCAUACAUUUGUUGCAAUCUGAUCUCACCGCCUCGGAGUACUCCCGGAUCGCGCAGCGUCUCGCUUCAGCCCUGGACGUACUGACAUCAUUUGUUGGUUGCCUGAUCGAGCGUGCCGACCAACCGGGUGUUGUGAUUGGUGGGGGCCUCAGUUUCGUUCCUGAGAAACUCCUCAAGUACCGCGAUCUGCUUGUCAGGGCCGUUUCCGAUGCAACGGAAUAUCUCCAGGACCAACAGGCCGCAAUAUCAGUCGCAAUAUCAGCAGAAGCUCAGGGGAUGGCUCUCAAAAAGAUCUUCGCCGACCCUCUCACGGAAUCUGCUAUUCGCUUCAUAGCGCUCUGGCUCCGUGAAGAUAAUGCCGACUCCCUCACGGUGGAGGCCGCUUCCACGUUGAUGGACGUGUUCAAGGCCUUCUACAUUCACAAAACAACAUCCAAGCAGGAAGCCACGGUCCCUGAGCUGCGCCUUCCAAUUCUCGCAAUUCUCGAAGUAGUCAUCACAACGUCCGAAGGCCGUUCGAGGUUCUUCGAAUACGACUGGUUCAACUGCUUCUGGGCCGACUUCCAGCCUACCAGGGGUCCCGAAACCCCUCCGGAUGAGCAAAGGGUUCUUCGUAUGCUGUCGGCAAAAGGCCUCCAUGACGAAAUCAUGUCACACCAGAGAGAGCUUGCGCCAGACAUACUGUCGAACUGGACAAGACUGGACCAUUUGAUUGAACACUUCAUCGAGUUCGAGGAUUGA